UGGAAGUCCCUGAUGCGGCGACACACAACCUCGCCGAACUCGCGUUUGCCCACUCCUGCCAAACGGCUACCCGCCGCAAAGAGGACGCGCUGUCAAAACCUCCUCCUCCGACACAUGACGAUGCUCAUGUGGAGGACUAAGUGAGGUUAGGAAGUGCGAGUUUCACUUCCGCCGUCAACGCAGCUGUCCCAUGCCAGCACGAACCUCCUAUCGCUCCGAUAUUGAGAUGCUGAUUGUGCCCGGAGAGAUGCAACGAGACUCGAACUCCACCGCCGGCGACGUCCAGAUGGACGACAUCGAGAAGCACGCGAAUGCCAGCUCGGCCUUCACCAACGAAGACGUCGACAGUCUGGUCUGGAAGGAUCUGACUGUCAACGUCAAAGACCGUACCAGCGGUCAUCAACGCAACAUCCUGGAGAAUGCUUCGGGCAUUGUACGACCUGGAGAGCUGGUCGCUCUGAUGGGACCUUCCGGUUCGGGCAAGACCACUUUGCUUCACACACUGGCUCAGAGACAGACAGCAACAGUCCGAGGUCAAGUCCUGAUCAAUGGCGAGGAGCAGUCGCUUGCCACCCAUCGAGCUAUCUCUGCCUACGUCGAGCAAGAGGACACGCUGAUCGGCAGUUUGACUGUCGAAGAAACAUUGAGAUUCGCAGCCCGCUUGACUUUGCCACGCUCGGUGACCAGGAACGAAGCACGCGAACGUGUCUCAAAGCUCAUUGAGUCGUUCGGAUUGGCUGGCCAGCGGCGCACUCUCAUUGGUACUCCACUACAGAAAGGCAUAUCCGGUGGUCAGAAGAGACGUGUAAGCGUCGCUACGCAACUCAUUACAGGUCCACGAGUUCUAUACCUGGACGAGCCGACUUCUGGUCUAGACUCGACCGCGAGCUACGAAGUCAUCUCGUUCAUUCGAGACAUCGCUCGGCGCAACAAGUUGAUCGUAAUCGCCAGUAUUCACCAACCCUCCACUAAAACUUUCGAUCUGUUCUCCAAAGUCACCUUGCUUUCGCAGGGCAAGACUGUGUACAAUGGCGACGUCUCCGGAAUGUCUGCGUUCUUCGCCGAGGCUGGCUAUCCAAUACCAUCGCACAUCAAUCCUGCCGAGGAGGCUCUCGACCUUAUCAACGUCGAUUUCUCUGGUGAUGCUGCCCAAGCCAACCUUGAGACGAUCCUUGCGAAAUGGGGAAAUUCCCCUCGUGCUCAGCAAGUCAACGACGAAAUAAAAGGCUUCUCGGUCCGCAAGCAACUGCAUCUCACUGCACACAACAAGCCGGGAUUCGUCGCCCAAACCAUGACUCUCCUGCAUCGAUCGUUCAUCAAGAGCUACCGUGACCUGGUCGCAUAUUGGGUGCGCGUGGCAAUGUAUAUGGGCCUUGCGAUUAUGAUGGGAACAGUAUGGUUGCGCCUCGGAUCAACGCAGCGGAACAUACAACCAUUUGUCAAUGCCAUCUUCUUCGGGUCGGCCUUCAUGAGUUUCAUGGCUGUUGCCUACGUACCGGCCUUCCUCGAAGAUCGCGCAAUCUUUGUCAAAGAACGCGCAAAUGGCUUGUACGGUCCUACGGCGUUUCUGGUGGCGAACUUCCUCAUCGGCUUGCCGUACCUGUUCCUCAUCUCUGUGCUCUUCUCGAUUGUGUCCUAUUGGCUCAUCAACCUGCGACCAGAUGCUGGUGCUUUCUUCACCUGGAUCAUGUGGCUCUUCCUGGAUCUGCUUGCCGCGGAGUCGCUCGUUGUCUUCAUGUCGAGCUUAUUCCCCAACUUUGUGGUUGCACUGGCCCUGAUUGCAUUUGCCAAUGGACUUUGGAUGAGCGUUGGCGGCUUUCUCGUGUCAAUGCCGGUGCUCAACGCCUUCUGGAAGUAUGUUUUCCACUAUAUCGACUACCAAGCGUACGUCUUCCAAGGCAUGAUGGUCAAUGAGUUCAAAGAUCGCAGCUAUUCCUGCGAGCAACGCGCGGGACAGUGCUACUGCAUGUAUCCUAGCGAGCUUCAAGACGAGUGCGGGAUUGCGGGAACCGCAGUUCUCUCCGAGUAUGGCUACGCAUUGGGCCGCGAAGGCAAAUGGGUCGGCAUUAUGAUUGCUAUCAUCGUGGUAUAUCGGCUGUUGGGCUGGGGCGUAACCUGGGCUCGCAAGACUUAACGACGGCACGCGAAAAAAGGUUUUGGGAGUUCAUGAUACCCUGGGCGUCGGUUUCCCGGCUUUGGCGUUAGGAUGGGACCUUGGGACGCAACAAAGGCUGGUGACGCAACGUAGCGAGCAGAUAAUGGCGACUCAGCACAGGUACAGCACACGACAUGGAGCAGAGUCUGCAAUUCCGAUCGAUGCGCGUGGCGAAGGUGCACCGUAACAGUCGGUACCAGAACGUGAUGUGAAUCGUUCGCUGACUGCAGACGCCCUGUGCCGCUGUGCAAUCCGUCUGCGAGCCGGCAGCGCGUCGUCAACUCCUGUGCAUGACAGCAACAAAGAUGAAGUUCAUGCAUCUCAGCACUCUGCAGCGAAGUGUGAAAAGGUGACGGGCCCCUAAUCAGGAAAUAAGCUUUGAUGAUCUCUAAAAACGGCUGCAAAUAGGGUGCCGAACUGAUUCGGGACGGACCCUCACACGACUCUUUGAGCUGUACUAAUUCUCCCUUGCCUCCACACCAUGGCCGUUCCGGCCGCAGUCUGCAGACGCCAUCGCGUCUGGAAAGUGGGCAGGUCGCGCAGUCCCGCAAUCUGAGGAUACGAAACGGAGCGCUGCUCAAGGACAAACUGUCUUCUUCUCAUCAACCACCUGCCACGCGUCAUCGUGG
This is a messenger RNA of Cercospora beticola, 2784 nucleotides long. RefSeq lists its product as uncharacterized. The record is from RefSeq and is a predicted model, not a curated record. Gene Ontology annotation, molecular function: ATP binding; ATP hydrolysis activity; ABC-type transporter activity. Gene Ontology annotation, cellular component: membrane. Lineage: Eukaryota; Fungi; Ascomycota; Dothideomycetes; Mycosphaerellales; Mycosphaerellaceae.